AUGGGAAUUUCUCAGUAUUCUCUUCUUGAGGUACCCCUUGAUGAAUUGAAGAGCAAUAGUAUUAUCCAAGGAAAUGAGGAUCAACAUGGCAAUUCAAAUAUUAUUGGGUCCUCGUCCUUGUGGAACCAACGUUUGAAACGACGUGUCGUCUCAAGGAGUAGCGUACACAUGACCCCGCGCAGUAAAAGGCCUAAGAGGAUUGUGAUGAAGAGGAGACGUCUAGGAGCUUCUAGAAGGCGAGCAAAUGGGGUAGUGAGAAGGGUCAGAACUCUGAAGAGGCUCAUUCCCAACAGCGAGUCCGUUGGGACUUUGGAUGGACUUUUCAGAGAGACGGCUGACUAUAUUUUGUGUCUGCAAAUGAGAGUAAGAGUCAUGCAAAUUGUGGUUAAGGUAUUAUCAGGUUCUGAUGAGGACUAG
Morus notabilis is the source of this 417-nucleotide messenger RNA. RefSeq names its product transcription factor UPBEAT1. The record is from RefSeq and is a predicted model, not a curated record. Gene Ontology annotation, biological process: regulation of DNA-templated transcription. NCBI's taxonomy places the organism in Eukaryota, Viridiplantae, Streptophyta, Magnoliopsida, Rosales, Moraceae. The transcript has a single exon. The coding region runs from base 1 to 417 and encodes 138 amino acids.